CUCAUACUGAAGAACUUCUAAAUCACGGAACUCUCCUUCCAAAAAUAAACCAAUUGUGAUGCCUUAGUACAAUCUUUGAACAUAUAUCAUCCUCCAUUCUUUUCAUUUUUCUUAAUAAAACAUGAUAUUGUUCCGACUCAUUUUUUCAAAUUACAUACGAAUCUUGAUCGUACCCAUAAUGAGGCUAGUAUGAAAGUUAAAAUGACGCCCCUACCCCCCAACAGAAUACCUAUAUGCAGCUUAACUAUCAUUUUUACAUGGGAGCUAAAACUGUGUAGUCGGCCCAUAUUAAGCUCCUGAACCGGGCUCGGCGGAUCUUUCUGAGAACAAACACGGAGCCCAUUUGGUGGGCUGGCACCCCCAGUAAGGUAAGCCCAACGAAAAAUUCGAUCCAAUUUUGGAACCCAAAGUCUUCAGUUAUGUAUUGUGCAUGGAUACAAAUUACAAUAGCAACUAGCAAGACGGAAGAAAACAGUAAAGGGGUCGUUUGGAUUAGGAAUUUAGGGGAAGGAUUUUGUUAAAAUCCCUCAUUUUACAGAAUUUUGGCAGAAUUAUGCGUUUGGGAAGACGAGGGAUUUUGAGCAAAAGAAAUUUUAAAAUUCCUCAUAUCCAGGUUUUUGAAAUAGCUGAUGUACCCCAAGUAUUUUAAAAUCUCUCAUUUCUGUUUUUAUUCUUCCAACCUUAUCCUUCCCUUUCUUCCACUAUUCCGGUGGCUAUCGUUCCAUCCUAAGCUCUUAUUCCGCCGCCGACUAAUCAAUUCCCAAUGGCCGGCGUUACAAGACGACGGGACUUCGCGAGCUUCCCAGUGGCUCAUCUGAAUCGACGUGCGGCGUCGACGAUAACUCUCCAACAGGGCAAAAGCCCACACACCCAUCCGGCCGCAGCUUGGCAUCGUCGUCGCUCCGUCGCUUCAUUCUCAGGGCAAUUCUUCUUCUCCAGGCCUCUCAAAUUAUCCCAUUCUACCUUCCUAGCUUCGGUUGCCCACCGAUUUCGUUGCCACCAGUCAUCGAUUUUGCUACUACCAGUAGCAGCAGCAAUAGGUUGAUGACGAUGAUGAUAUAUGCGGCGCGGGGAUGAUAAAUGGGGAUUGGGAUCUGGAUCAACAAUUGGGUUCUGUGGAUUAAGAUUGGGGAUGACCGAUUGGAAAGAGUAGAGAGAGGAGAUAAAACGAAGGGGAUUCUUCUUCGUUUGAUGGCCUGGGGAGAACGACGAUGGCGAUUGAUUGACGAAGAAGAACAAGUUGCUGAUUUUUCAACUCGGAAAAUGAAGCAUCAGUUCAAAUUUGGGUUCUGGGUUGCGAUGAAGAAAGAAAGGAAGAAGAGGUUUAGGGCAAAAUUGUAAUUUCGUUUUAUCAUUUAAAAUCCUUAAUUAUAAACAAACAAGUUAUUUGGUUUAAAUCUCUCAUUUACAUUCCCUGGUUUUUUAAAUAAGGAAUUUGGACACAA
Linum trigynum is the source of this 1445-nucleotide messenger RNA. The record is from the annotation of a GenBank genome assembly. Lineage: Eukaryota; Viridiplantae; Streptophyta; Magnoliopsida; Malpighiales; Linaceae.